CUCCGGAGCCUCUUAAACGUCACGGACGGCCGGAAGCGGUCGCAAAUUUAAACAGCACCACAUCAACAACAAAGGCGUGAUUUGACUUAUUCGGCCCGUCAGCCCGAUCGAUAUCUGAUGAGAAACUAAGCGAACGCCGCACAGAGGAUUUCUUCCAGGUGAGAUGAGCUCUCUGUCGGUCGCGGUGUUUCACCUGCUCGGCGCCGCCUGACUCUCUCUGCGUCGCCGUCGACUUUGAAUCUGACUAUUACCUGGACAACAAUCUGGUCCAGAGUCGUCGCGGCGCUGACUAAAACAACAGUGUUGUCAGGUGCAAACCUCAUAGAAGUUGAUCCGACCUGAAGGCAGAAGUAUGGAAGAAGAAAUAAAGGCCGAGCCAGAACAAGGAGAUGGUGCGAGCAAAGAGGGAGAGUCCAGUGCAGACGUAUCCAGCAGAAGUCCCAUGAAGAGAGCAAGGGGGCGGCCGCAAGGGUCAAAGAAGCUGAAGGUUUGUGUAACAGACAUUAACCUACUGGAGCUGGUUUCUGGCAUUUCCAAUGGUGGGUCCACACAGCCCCUGAGAGGGAGAGGGCGUCCAAAACUCUCGGGCACGAAACACACAGUGCAGGAGGGGUCAGGAGACAGCCACGCUGAUGACUCUGUGCAAACUCACAAAGCCAGUAACGGAGACGACACUCUGUCAGACCAUACUCCGAAGAAAAGAGGCAGACCAAAAAAGUCUCCAGGCGAAAGCAUCCCUGAGAAGGCCACGGCAGGAGACUUACCAAAUGGUGGCUCUGCUACGCCGAAAAGGGGAAGGGGUCGUCCAAAAGGGUCGGUGAAACGCAAGUCGGAGAGUUUAGCAAGCAGCGAAGAGGGCGAAGGCGGUCCUGUAACGCCGAGGAGAAGAGGCCGACCAAAGGGCUCUCUCAAUAAGAAGCCCAGACUGCUGGCGGAGGUGAGCAGCGAGGGGGAGGAGGAAACCGACGGAAGUCUGAACUCGCCAAAAAGAGGGAGAGGUCGGCUCAGGAAGGUCGUGGUGAAUUACAGUGGGAGGUCGACACAGAACGCGUCAAAUGGCAUCGCUCCUCAGAGACGGAGGGGGAGGCCGAGAAAAAGUGUUGAACAAAAGAGCAGAGAUCAACAAGAAUUGGUCACAGGGCAAACGAAAAGGGGAAGAGGUCGACCCAAAGGCUCUUUGAACAAGAAACCUCCGGUUAAUAAGGUGCACGGUAAGGUGGGCCGGCCACGGACAGUACAUGUUGCACCUGUAACAGGGAGGCGUGGUCGGCCGAGACUACAGCCGGCCAAGAGGGGAAGGCCAAGAAAGUAUCCUCUGCCGUCGCCCGAGGAUCUGAAAAAACCUAAAGUAUGGAAACCGCUCGGGCGGCCGAGGAAGUACCCGCGUGUGGACCCUCCAGAGGGCGCUCUGCCGGCCCCUCGCAGGAGCCGCGGUCGGCCCCGCAAGGCCGAGUCAAGGAAAGGCGCGCACUUACGCAAGAGUGUGCCCAACAUGCCGUCCUCGCUGCGCAACCCGAACGAUGGACCCCCGAGGAAAAGGGGCCGACCCCGAACUACUCAGAAAAGUGAGGACGUCGCGCCGCGGAAAAAAAGGGGCCGGCCUAAAGGUUCGGUCAACAAAAACAAAGGCAGAAGUGAAACGCAGCUCGACGGCGCCAAGCAUUCAAAAGAAAAGAGUGAUUCACCUGCUGUCGAGGUGGAAUGUGAAGGAGAGCCGGUGGAGGCAGUGGUGGAGCACGACGUGCACGAGACUGAAGAGACGCUCAUCGAACAGGACGCAAACUUUGAAGACAGUGAUCGCCAACCUUUUUAAGCCCAGGACCCCUGACAUCCUCAGCCCUGGAGAAAGGCGAGAUCUCCCUAUCGAAGCAUCGAGAGAAAAAGACCAAAUCUUCUAAAUUGGGGCCUUUUAUUUAGGCCAACUGUAUUUGAAUAACAUGAAAUACUUUGCUCCAACUUUCAAUUUGAUGCAACAACAAAAAUAAAACCUGUAACUGUCUUCAAACAGGCCAUAGCUACUUAUCUUUAAGAAUUUAUUUUCUAUUUGCAUUAUACAAAUAUGCAAAUUAUUUUGUUCAUAGUGGACGAAUUAAAAAACAAAACAGGUUAUUGGCCUGUGUCUUAGUAGUAUACAUGUUAAGGGCAGCUUAAACAGAAAUGAUGACAAAAACCAUAUUAGAAUGGUUUUAAACACUUACUGGAUUUGAAUUAAUUUGCGUUAAUCUGAAAGACGACGUGAUUUUGAACGAGUUGCAUCAGAACCCAAAAGUUGCACUUUCACCCCGGCUCUCUGUUGAGUAUCUGUUGGAAGAUGUUUUGAAUAUAGAAUAUGUCUGAAUGAUCAUUUUUGGUCACUUUGUUUCUAAAUGCCAUUUCACACUCAUAAUAUGUCGUCAUAUUUGUUUCGCCUUAAUUUGUCAAAGCUUUGAAUGUACAAUGGGUUUCUGUUGAUUUAGAUCAGUGUGUCGUUCUGCACAGACCAGCCUCUUGAUUUGUUUUUAGUUUUGUUACAUGCAUUCCUGGACUGGACGAUAAUCUCUGUGUCAACGCCCUCCUGCCGCUCACAGUCACUCUCAAGGUUUCCUCCUCCUCCUCCACUCGAAAGCCUUUACUUUUUUUUGGUUUCAGCUGUUAGUUGAGUUUCUGUUUUUUUCAACCUUUUCUCGAAUGUUCACAUUCGUUUGCGUUCUUUUUUUCCAAUAACUUGAGACUGACAUGAGAUUAAAGUGAGUGGGUUGAUUUCACAGACAUUAUAUGAACUUUUUUUUUUCGACACCUUGUGUAAAAUAAUUCUUGUGUGACAUGACUUUUACAUUGUUAUUUCUGAUAUUAACUCCCUGUGUGGUCGGGUCAAACAGUUGACGUUUCUAAAUGCCAAACUGUGCUUCUGUGUCCAGUUCUGUAAAAAAAAAAGAAAAAGAAACGUGAGUCGAGGACGGAGACAGAGGCUUGAGAUUUUAAAGAGUUACUUUGAGAUUCGAUCUGGAUUUGUGAAGUCAAAUCAAUUUAAGUGGAUUAAUUUGGAUUUUUGUGUGUUUGAAAGCAAGAAUCCAAUAAUUUGUGACUUUAUGGUCUUGAAAUAAAAGGUUCUUGCAGUUUUA
Molecule: messenger RNA, 3101 nt
Organism: Scophthalmus maximus (turbot)
Lineage: Eukaryota; Metazoa; Chordata; Actinopteri; Pleuronectiformes; Scophthalmidae
Product: chromosomal protein D1
Exons: 3
Coding region: 353-1813 (486 amino acids)
Biological process (GO): regulation of DNA-templated transcription
Cellular component (GO): nucleus
Molecular function (GO): transcription coregulator activity; DNA binding
Source: RefSeq, a predicted model, not a curated record